AUGAAGUACUCUGCCGUUCUCCUCUUUGCCAUUGGCGCAUUCGCUAUUCCUCAAGACGCGUCUGUUACCUCCGCCCCUAAGACCCCUGCCGCCAUCCCGAGUGGUCUUUCUCCCGCCAUCAGCUGCGCCAUGUCGUGCGACGACAGCGAUGUGACCUGCAAGGCCGCAUGCCUGGGCAACGCACGACCCAACGCCUCCCAGGUUAUCGAUACCAACGAAUGUGUCGCCAAGUGCGAUCAGGGUGAUGGCUCUACUGAGGACUCCAUCGCCUACGCCAAGUGCGCAGACAGCUGCAUCAACAGCCUUUUUCCUAGCAGCCAGACCGCUUUCGGCGCUGGCGGUGCUGCGAACGCUGUUGCUUCCGGCUCUGCUGGUAGCGCUGCAAGUGCCGCUGCUUCAGCUACUGGUUCCGCCAACCCUACUGCUACCUCAGGAGGAUCUGCCUCUGCUUCUGGAUCCGAGUCUGGCUCUGCAGCUGAACCCGCUGCGACUGGUGCUGCUGACAAGGCUUCAGCUCGUCUCGCUGGUGCUGGUCUUGCUGGUCUUUUGGCUAUCUUCGCCUUGUAA
Molecule: messenger RNA, 567 nt
Organism: Alternaria postmessia
Lineage: Eukaryota; Fungi; Ascomycota; Dothideomycetes; Pleosporales; Pleosporaceae
Exons: 2
Coding region: 1-567 (188 amino acids)
Source: RefSeq, a predicted model, not a curated record